Molecule: messenger RNA, 459 nt
Organism: Brassica oleracea var. oleracea
Lineage: Eukaryota; Viridiplantae; Streptophyta; Magnoliopsida; Brassicales; Brassicaceae
Product: probable H/ACA ribonucleoprotein complex subunit 1
Exons: 3
Coding region: 1-459 (152 amino acids)
Source: RefSeq, a predicted model, not a curated record
AUGGGCUCAGGUCCGGCUCAGAGCGGAGGUUCCGGAUACGGAUCAGGUUAUGGAAGUGGCCCUGGAUAUGGAAGUGGUGGCGGUAGAGGGGGAGGAGGUUGUCAACUAGAGCAAGGCUCUCAUCGUGGGGACUACAAAUUCCUACAUCUUGUUGUCUUUGCUCGGGUUCCACUGAAACAAGAGAUCACUUCUGUUUCAAGCCCUAUCAUUCUUCGAAAGCUAGCUGUCCAGUCAACUGUCUAUCACCUGUGGAAGCAGAGAAACAAUGUGUAUCAUAACAACAACAUCAUUGGACCAGUGGUGAUUGCAAGGAUGAUAUAUCGAGAAGUCAAGAACACUAUCAUGAGAGGGGGAGGAGGUGGCGGUGGAGGCAGAAGUGUUGGUGGGGGUAGCGGUGGAAAUGGAUCAGGAUAUGGAAGCGGAUACGGGGGAAGUGAUAACUACGGUGACUCACCCUAA